AUGGGCCAGCCACCAGCGGACAUUUCCAAGUCCAAAGGCCAAAACUUUGCCAUCCUCAAGUUCCAACAAAACCAUGAUAUUAUUGGCCAUGGUGUAAGCAUUCUAGCUGCAGGUCCAGUUUCUAUGGAAAAUAAAACAACUAAUACAAAGUCAACAUUUAACAUGAUUUCUGGCACUUCCAUGUCCAGCCCUCAGCUAAUUGGGAUGGCUGGUUUACUCGAAAGCUGCCAUCCAGAUUGGUCUCCAGCUGCUAUAAAAUCUGCUAUCAUGGCUACAGCUACCUUGUAUGGUUCUCAGACACAGACGAGAACAGUGACAAACGUUGGCCCGCAAAGCUCAUCCUACACCUAUGAAGCCGUUGCACCAGUAGGAGAUAUAGAUGUUAGUGUAAAACCGAAUCAGAUUGCUUUUACAGCGGUGAACCAGAAGGCAACUUACUCGGUGACAUUUACCAGACAAAUGAACAUCAGCUUGCAAUUUUCCCAAGGACGUCUCAAGUGGAUUCCUGCUCAGCAUAAUGAAGGAAGCACAGACCUAAUCAAUCCCAUGCAUGGGCAACUCAUACAAAAGCUUGUUAGUAGUUAUUAUUUGGUUCACAAUCGUCCAUCAUUUUAA
Messenger RNA from Durio zibethinus, 615 nucleotides. Lineage: Eukaryota; Viridiplantae; Streptophyta; Magnoliopsida; Malvales; Malvaceae. The record is from RefSeq and is a predicted model, not a curated record.